This is a messenger RNA of Gordionus sp. m RMFG-2023, 1341 nucleotides long. Its product is annotated as zinc transporter ZIP9-like. Lineage: Eukaryota; Metazoa; Nematomorpha; Gordioida; Chordodea; Parachordodidae. The transcript has 9 exons. Gene Ontology annotation, molecular function: metal ion transmembrane transporter activity. Gene Ontology annotation, cellular component: membrane. The coding region runs from base 15 to 1178 and encodes 387 amino acids. Gene Ontology annotation, biological process: transmembrane transport; zinc ion transport. The record is from RefSeq and is a predicted model, not a curated record.
CAUGCAUAAAAAAAAUGACCCUGAUGUUGACAUCAUUUUGGAAGAUAUUAUUUUUAUCUAUAAUUAUGUUUUUAACAUCAUAUAUAUGCGGUUUGGUUCCGUUAUUAAUAAAUUUCUCUCAGAAAAAAUUGAAACAAUUAACAAUAUUUGGAGCUGGGAUACUUAUUGGAACAGCUUUAGGAAUUAUCAUCCCCGAAGGUAUUGAGACCUUGAUGCUUCCAAUAAAGGAUGUAUCACAAAAUCAAUCUUCAUUGAUAGGGUUAUCCUUAAUUUCUGGUUUCAUCUUUAUGUUAAUAGUUGAUUUCAUUAUAGAAAAUAUACCAAAAAGAAAUAAUAGCAAUUUUCUCAUAUCCAAUGGAAACUCUAAUUUCAAAAUAAGCACUACGAUUGGCUUGGUAAUACAUUCUGCCGCUGAUGGUUUAGCAUUAGGUGCUGCUGCUAGCACAGAAAGAAUUGACGUUGAAAUUGUCGUUUUCAUAGCUAUUCUACUUCAUAAGGGACCCGCCGCUUUUACUCUUACAACGUUUCUAGUUCAAGGCGGUUUAAAUAGAGACAGUAUCCGGAAGCAUCUUUUGAUAUUCACAAUGGCGGCCCCAGUAUCUGCCAUCUUUACAUUCCUCAUUCUGAACUCAAUGAAUCAAUAUUAUGACCACUUCUCUUUAAAUCGCACUGAAAACAUUAAUCCACCUUACACUCCUCUAUAUCCUGCCUUUUCCAUGAACGGUAACUCAACUUCUCAUCACCUAUUCACCUCUUCGAAUUCUCCCAGUCACGCAACCGCUAUGGCCAUGCUAUUCAGUGGGGCUACAUUUCUCUACGUCGCCGCUUUUCACAUCUUGCCAGAAACAGACUUUUUGGAACAUUCGCCUCAUAAUAAUAACGUCAAUCAUUAUUCCAAAACUCCACGAAGGAAUACCACAGUGCCAUCAAUGAUGAAUUUAGGCAAUGAACAUUCUUUAUUACGAAUGGAUAUCGCAGAUGAAAAAAUCGAAGUGGAAAACGAAGCAGAUGAUUUGACAAAGAUUUUACUAUCACCGACAAAACAACUAAAUGUUAAUGUUUUAAAAAAUAUUAAUGACGAUUCUGAAAUUGGAUGCUUUAGGAAAUAUCUAUUGUUCCUUUCGGGUUUGGUGUUUCCCAUAGUUAUAUCCACUAUCACAAUGGAUCAUUCACAUUGAAAUUAGCUAUUUUUUGAAAUGAUUAAGGUAAUCAUGGUAUUAUGAAUUAAUCAAAUAAAAUCGAACAACUCUAUAAAAUUUUAAUGGUAAAAAAUAAAAUGCUCAAUUUCCAAUAAGAUUAAAAAAUAAUAAUCGCAUUUUUGCAGAACCUUUUAAAAUACGG